CAAAAUCCCGAACUCAUUAUUUUUAUCAUCAUAUUGCAGAAGCUUAUUCUAAGAAUAAAACAUCUAUAAGCUCCUCCGUGAUUUCGUCCCCUCUCUAAUUUGUCAUUUUAUUAUCUAUCUAUCCAUAUGGCUGCUACUUCUGCUACAGAAAACAGAACACGUGAGGGAGUUGGAGGUGGUGCCGAAGAGAAACCAAUUCCACUUCAUGAGAAUGUUAUGCAGAAGCACGCUGCAUUCUUUGACAUCAAUCAUGAUGGUGUUGUUUAUCCAUGGGAAACUUAUAAAGAAUUUCCAUCUCCACUUUUACCAAUUGAAGUGAAGAACAUACAAUUCGGUAAACAUGGAAGUGACACUGGUGUCUAUGAUACCGAAGGAAGGUUUGUUCCUUCAAAAUUUGAAGAAAUUUUCAUUAAGCAUGCACAUACAUAUCCAAAUGCUUUGACAUAUGAUGAGUUGAAGGAGAUGAUAAAGGCCAAUAGACAGCCAAAAGAUUUGAAAGGAAGGAUUGGGAGUUUUGUUGAAUGGCACCUCUUGUACAAGAUUGGUAAAGACAAGGAUGGACUCCUACAGAAAGAAACUAUCCGAGGCGUUUAUGAUGGUAGCGUCUUUGAAAUACUGAAAAAGGAGCAUUCGUUGGACAAAAAGAACUGAUUAAUCAAAAUCCAUUUGAUAUAAUAAUAAUGAUCAUUUAUGUCUUUGGAUAAAAAUGUAGAUGUUGUAUAAGGUACAAAGAUUGAUAUUUUAAGAAUUGAUCCCUAUAAUGGAAUAAAAUGUUUAGUAUUCCUUUAUACAUUAUAUGUUUUUAUU
Molecule: messenger RNA, 807 nt
Organism: Arachis ipaensis
Lineage: Eukaryota; Viridiplantae; Streptophyta; Magnoliopsida; Fabales; Fabaceae
Source: RefSeq, a predicted model, not a curated record